Ostertagia ostertagi is the source of this 597-nucleotide messenger RNA. The record is from the annotation of a GenBank genome assembly. Lineage: Eukaryota; Metazoa; Nematoda; Chromadorea; Rhabditida; Trichostrongylidae.
AUGCUUCUGGACGAAACUGUGGCUGAGCAUGGAAGUUUGGCCAAAUCGGGCACAGCGUUCGAUGAGCAGAAUGGCUCGAAGGAAGAAGUAGCAACCGAAGAAUACCAAAAGUUAUGCUGUAUUAUUAAUCAGCUGCGUGGUGAUCUCUUCUUUCAGCAGUCAAUGCUGGUUAAUGACAGUGCCGCGUGGAACAUUUGUCUUCAUUACAUGCGAAAAAUGGAGCAGAUUGUGUCACAGUUGAACUCGCACAGCUCGACUAGUGUAGCUGCCCAAGGCCUUCGAUCGUUAACGGAAGAGCUUUCGCAGGUACUUCCUACUGUAUCGGAUCACGCCGUGCAGCUGUCUAGAUGGAUGCGAUCAGUACAAGACGCGUGUUUGAAACUGGAGCACAUCCAGGGGUCUUCAUUUAGGGACCCUGACUUCCAUUCUGGUUUCGAAUUGCAAGAUAUCUCUCGGCAGCAGAAUUUGCUUGCGCUGAACACAAAUAUUCUGGCAUGCCAAGCAGCCGGCGGUUCUCGAGGUUCGAUAGAAUCGCCGCCCCAAGUUCAACGGGUACCGAGGAUCAGCGCUUAUGCUGUAUCUUACUCUGGUGAGUAA